UGCCGUGCAGUUCAGCGUAUUUGAGUUUGAGAGUGUUGGAGAAGUCAGCAGCCAAACUUAUCUGGACUCAUUCAUACUGUCUGCGCUAGCCUGGCCCACUGGCCUGCGGGGAUCUGCACUUGGCGACGGGGGGCCAGCCUAUGAGCCAUGGAGUGAAUCAGGCGAAAGUCAUUUCAGGUCCCGGCUCACUUGAAAAGGAGUUGAGGAGUAAACGCGGACAUUUGCUUUCAACAGCUUUCCUGAUCUUAACACCGCACGGGAAUUGCGCAUGAUGCCGAAGGAUUGAGGUUAUUAUAACACUAACCCUUUUUAAAUCGCCUUUGGAGGGCUUUGAAGAUCAACAGCUUGUAUAUGAAAGUUUCUUCCCCAUGUGUGUAUUAGAGCUGAGAUGCUUAGAAAGUGGAUACUAAAAAGAACAGAUUGAAUGUCAGAAGGUUCAGUUUCGUUCGAACCAGCACGGAAAAUUGGCUUUAUCGACUUAACGGAAAGUUUAACACUCUUACAAUUUCAGUCUGAUUUGUUUGUUUUGCCCGCGGUUUAUUUACCCAGGCUAUGGACAAUUAAGGAUUCUUCCUUAACGGAUCGUUGAUUGAACUAAACUGCUAUUUUUCCAAAAAAAAAGUGGAGAAUCCAUACAGUCAUAAGACGUGAGAGGAAAUCAUUCGCCUUACCGAACAUUUUCGUUCGUCCGCAUUCGGGCAGGUGCAGGAAAAUUGAAAGACCUAUGCUUUCUGUUACAGCUUGUCCAGUAAUUUAAAAAGACACAGAAAUAAGAGUCUUUCUAAUCCAAAUUUACAGAUUAAUCUUUAAUUCAAGGUGUAACGAAUGGUUCAAGUACUGUGAUCGCCCAGUAGCAGUCUCUGCAUUCAGAAGCACUCUGUGAAGAUCCAACUGUGAAGACCCAACUCAUUAGAAGCUGAGAUUCAUUCCCUUCACUCUUUGAUGCUGCCUUAUCGUCGUUUAAUGAGGAGUACAUUUACCUUAACGUCUCUGGCGGCUAUGGAAACCAAGAGGAUGUGCAGACGGUUCACCAUGGCUGGAGUUCACUUGAUUUUGGCUAUGUUGUUGAUUUCUUGCACUUCCAAGUUCUCGGUGGAAGGAAAUUCUUGGUGGUCAUUAGCCAUGAAUCCUAUUCAGAGGCCAGAAAUGUAUAUCAUCGGAGCGCAGCCACUGUGCAGUCAGCUUACAGGGCUUUCCCAGGGCCAGAGGAAGCUGUGCCAACUGUACCAGGACCACAUGGUCUACAUCGGCGAAGGAGCGAAGAUGGGAAUCAAGGAGUGCCAAUUUCAAUUCAGACAGAGGCGGUGGAACUGCAGCACUGUGGAUAACACGUCUGUGUUUGGCAGGAUCAUGCAAAUAGGCAGUAGAGAAACUGCUUUCACCUACGCAAUCAGUGCAGCCGGUGUGGUGAACGCUAUCAGCCGUGCUUGUAGGGAAGGUGAGCUGGCCACCUGCGGUUGUAGCCGGGAGCCCCGACCAGAAGGCCUACACCGAGACUGGCUUUGGGGAGGCUGUGGAGACAAUGUCAUCUAUGGCUAUCGUUUUGCCAAGGAGUUUGUCGAUGCCCGUGAAAGAGAAAAAAAUUUUCCAAAAGGUUCAGAGGAACAUGCCCGCACACUUAUGAACCUGCAGAACAAUGAAGCUGGGCGAAAGGCUGUCCAAAAACUCGCAGAUGUGGCCUGCAAAUGUCACGGAGUGUCCGGUUCCUGCAGUCUCAAGACAUGCUGGCUGCAAUUGGCUGACUUCCGGAAGGUAGGAGAAUUCCUCAAGGAGAAGUAUGACAGUGCAGCUGCCAUGAAGAUCAAUCGCAAAGGCAAGCUGGAGCUGGUCAACACUCGCUUCAAUCCUCCCAGCUCCGAAGACUUGGUGUAUAUCGAUCAAAGUCCAGACUACUGCCUGCGGAACGAGACCACUGGUUCCCUGGGCACACAGGGACGUCUCUGCAAUAAGACAUCUGAGGGGAUGGACGGCUGUGAACUCAUGUGCUGUGGCCGGGGUUAUGACCAGUUCAAGGCCUACCAGUAUGAGCGCUGUAAUUGCAAGUUCCACUGGUGUUGCUAUGUGAAGUGUAAGCGGUGCUCAGAAAUGGUGGACCAGUUUGUCUGUAAAUAGGACUGAGAGACCGUGGCAAAGAAGAAAACAUUUACUUAAAUAAAUGGAAGAUAAUUUAUAACUUUUUUAUUAAAAAAUGGAAAAUGGAUAAAAAAGAGGUUUCCUUUUAAGGAAGGGUCCUGUACCUUUUCCAGUUAAUACAUGCCUGUGUGUAACAACUGACUGGUUGUGACAUUUCUUGAAGUUAAAAAAUAAGAUACCCCAACAAGUCACACUUCUGGUUCUGUGUGUCAGACAGUCCGUCCAUUUCCCCUUUUUUUCUGAAUAAGACGUUCCUGAAUGUUACAUCGGCUGUUCAUUUGAAGUCUCCUUCGUCACAGACGGGAAUAUUUCUUCAACAAUCAAAAGAACAAUUCAAGUGAGGAAGCAGUCAGAAAGGGUGAUGUUUGCAUGAACUGUCCUUUGCCGUCCAGUAUUACCUAAGGUUUACACCAUUUGAUGAAGUGUAUCAUUACUGAUCUGGCACUGGUGGCUCCCUCCAUUUUCUGGUACUAUAUUUUUCUGCAGAGUUUUUAUAUAAUAAAUGCUGUCCGUGUGACUGGAAUACAUCAUCUUGCUUCAUGAGUGUGAAUAGAAAUCCAACGUAUUUAUUCCUUUCACAAUUAAAUCCACAUAAAAGAAAUUCAUUUGCAGGGGAGUCAGCACCUAUUGAUGAAGGCAAUGGUUAUUCUAUUGAAAUGGACUGAGAGAAACCCACAAGAACAACCCUUCCAAAAAGCUCUUAGAAAAAAAAAUUCUCUCAUGGACCCUGAAAUGAGAUGCAGUUGAAAAUAGAGAUAACUUCAGUUGUGAAUGCGUCCAGCGUGACACCAGAGGAAACGUUCGAGGGAAUGAAUACAAAUUCUGCUGAACACAGGAUUACCAGGGGAUUUGGCGAAAAUGUUUUACUCAGAAGAGGACAACUAUCGCAACAGAGGUAGAUUUGAUUGAUACGAAAAGCAAAGAGGAAACAAAAAAUAGAAAAACUUGUACUGCAACCAUAAAAUUAGCAGGGAAAAGUGCCUUAUCCAGAUUGACUGACCUUCACAGGGAACACAAACAAGAUCCAUUCAUAUUUCCUAAGAAUUUGGUGUAUCUUGUUAUGGAAAUCUACAAAAAAACAUGUAUAAAAUUGUGAGUAUUUUCCUUAAGAUGAUGUGUUGAGGCCAUGUUUAGGGGUUACAAUGGACUUCAUGCUUUGUUUAAAAUCCACUUUAAUAACCUGGAUGUCCCCAGUGUGUUGGACAGAGAAAAGAACUUGAACACUCAAGUGUUCCUCUUCCUUCCAAUAAAAUCGUGAAUGUCGGUUGGCAUGUACAGUAGAUCUGUGGAAUUUAAGUUCAACAAGGGUAACAUUAGGACCCUUUCUACUGUUGUGUUUAAACAAUGUGAGUAAACAACUCUGGAAACAUCUUACCUCUUACCCCUAUGAAAAAUAAUUAUUGUACUACCAAAUGCUUUUAUUUGAAAUUGUAAUGUCUUCUGAUAGUAAAAAUCAAGCAAAUGUAUUUAAACCAAAAUUGCAAUAACUGGAUGCCUAGUUCAUAUUUUUGUAUUACCACUUAUCAAUUUAUUAAUAAGAUACGAAUAUUAAAGUUUAGGACUAUAUUUGUCAA
This is a messenger RNA of Erpetoichthys calabaricus (reedfish), 3707 nucleotides long. It is a transcript of the gene wnt5b, whose product is annotated as wingless-type MMTV integration site family, member 5b. The transcript has 6 exons. Gene Ontology annotation, cellular component: extracellular region. Lineage: Eukaryota; Metazoa; Chordata; Cladistia; Polypteriformes; Polypteridae. The coding region runs from base 943 to 2112 and encodes 389 amino acids. Gene Ontology annotation, molecular function: cytokine activity; frizzled binding. Gene Ontology annotation, biological process: canonical Wnt signaling pathway; cell fate commitment; multicellular organism development. The record is from RefSeq and is a predicted model, not a curated record.